GUUUUGACAAAGACUCCAGGCUUAGAAAAAAAAGAACACAAGCGAAUUUUUAAUCAAACGAAUAUUUUUCGAACCAAAAAUAUAUUUUUGAUAAAAAAUAUUCGUUUGGUAACGCAUUGAGUGGUGUCGCGAACGACAUUGGAUACCGUGCAGCGUUUGCGCCCUGCGGGCGAUCUAGGACAAGAGAUCGGCCGGUGUCGUAGUCGUUCGGAAAUCUACACAUAACUUUUUUGCAGUUGCAGUUCCUUUCUGCAGUUGCGCACUCGCACGUGUUUCCGCUGAGAAAUUCGCCUUCGUUAUUUCUUUCGGCGGAAUUGUCGUACCUGGGGCGGUUUACUUUUUUCCUUUUGCGCACGUUAGGAAGAUGCGUAGUGCUUUGCGAUCCGGCCGCG
Molecule: messenger RNA, 392 nt
Organism: Amoebophrya sp. A120
Lineage: Eukaryota; Dinophyceae; Syndiniales; Amoebophryaceae
Source: the annotation of a GenBank genome assembly